Linum trigynum is the source of this 1848-nucleotide messenger RNA. NCBI's taxonomy places the organism in Eukaryota, Viridiplantae, Streptophyta, Magnoliopsida, Malpighiales, Linaceae. The record is from the annotation of a GenBank genome assembly.
AAAUACCGGUACCAAACUUCCAACCCUAACGGCUAGAUUGCUUCCGAUCACGAUCAUCGAGAGGCCGGUGACUCGCGAGAUCGAUCCCCAUCUUGAUCUGCUUCUGCUUGAUGUGGGUGUUCCAGUGAUUCUUGAUCUCUUUGUCGGUUCUACCACGCAAUGUUCCAGUGAUUCAAGAACAAUUACACACCCCCUAAUAAUAAACAACUAGUACCACAAUAACAAUUAUUGCUCUUUUUUUUUUUUUUGUACUGGAUGCUGGGCUUAAAGCCUAAUACGAAAGCUAUGGGCUCUUCCUACCUGGGUCCAAUGUUCAAACUAAAGAGCCCAGCAUCGGAAGCAAUCAAUUCAGUGCGGGGGAAAAAGAAAUUAAAGAAAAACAAAUUAGUGACCCGACCCGACCCGGCCCGACCCGGAACGAGAACUGAUACUGUGUGUGCCGUAUAAUUCUCGCCAACCAUCAUGUUCUUCACAGGCUCCCUCAAUUCCUCCCUCUCUCCCUCUCUCUCGCGCCCAUAUUGCACGGUCGCGAUCCCGAGCACGUUGCAGCCACGCGAAUUGCGCGGGUCACCUGUUCGACGUAAUUCCUGAACUAAAAACACCAGCAUCCAAGAACCCGGCGGCAGGAGGGAAGCAAAAAAAAAAGAGCAAAUCCGAGAUCUGCAACAACGAUCGAGCAGCAGAAAACGAUAUGUGGAGGCGCGUCUCUUCGCUUUCUCCAUUUCUCUCUUCCUCCAAAUCGUCCUCGCUCGCCCUGGCAGGCAAUGGAUGGAACGCAUGUGGAUCGCUAGCUAUGGACUCCCCCUUUUCGCAGGUAGACUAUGCAAGUUCGCUAGCACAGAAAAACCCUUUCAUCACUUUCGUGUUAGGUGGCCCCGGGAGUGGAAAAGGCACUCAAUGUGAAAAGAUAGCCGAGACGUUUGGGUUCACCCACCUGAGUGCUGGAGAUUUGUUAAGAAAGGAAAUCAUUUCCAACAGUGAAGAGCAAAAUACUAUCCUCGACAUAAUCAAAGAUGGAAAGAUUGUCCCUUCGGAAGUGACUGUCAAACUGAUCUUGAAGGCGAUGGAAUCCAGUCAUAGUGAUAAGUUCUUGAUUGAUGGCUUUCCACGAACAGAAGAGAACCGCGUCGCAUUUGAACGAAUUAUUGGGUUAGAACCAAAAGCAGUGCUCUUUUUUGAUUGUCCAGAAAAGGAGAUGGUGCAAAGAGUGCUAAACCGUAAUCAGGGGCGAUUAGAUGACAACAUAGAUACAGUCAAGAAGCGUCUUAAAGUGUUCAAAACAUUGAGUCUUCCUGUUGUUGAAUACUACUCCAAGAAAGGGAAACUGCACAAGAUAAACGCGGUAGGAGAUGAAGAUGAGAUUUUCGAACAAGUUCGCGCUGUUUUUGGCGCACCAGAGGUGACUAACUGACUGUGUACCUUAAUGUUGACUGCUUCAUUUUGGGGGCUGGUGGUGAUAUCUACUAAUGUCAAGUGGAUAAAACCCAAACCACACAAGCUAGCGGGAGGACCCUAAAAUUGGUGGGGGACUAGAGAAUUUGAAGGGCUGGCUGAUGAUAUCCUCCUACAUAUUUCUAGACUAUGUACAGAAACAAGGGCCAAGGCCCUUUCUUUGCAAGUUGCAACUCUCUCGCUUGCCCUUCCGUCCCCCGGAUGUAAAACAACGUUGCAGGAGCUGCUAAAACGAGACCAAUUGGUUCAGCAAUAGAACCCCAAAUUGUUGGUUGGGGCAUUUUCUCCAACACAUUUGGCUCUUAAUGGCGGAAACGAGACUAUAGUUGGUUCUUUCCUUUUUUUUCAUGCUCUGCACGAGUGGUUAUGUUGACGAGGCCACCAGGUGUUCGAUCA